This is a messenger RNA of Pyrenophora tritici-repentis Pt-1C-BFP, 330 nucleotides long. RefSeq lists its product as uncharacterized. The record is from RefSeq and is a predicted model, not a curated record. NCBI's taxonomy places the organism in Eukaryota, Fungi, Ascomycota, Dothideomycetes, Pleosporales, Pleosporaceae.
AUGAAGUUCUCCACUAGCAUCGUCACUAUUGGAUUCGCCGUCUUCCGAUCCGUAGCUGCCCAAUCCCCAACAACAACCAUAACCGUUACCCCCUACUGCGCGCCUGCCCCAACAGAUGAAUCAGUAUCUCGUGCCGACGUCCCUGUACCGUCGUGCGCCGGCGGCGCAAACGAGACCAAGCCCAUGAUCGUAAGCAUGUCGGGUGGCAUGAUGCCAACUGCGACCAUGAGCGGAGGUGGAGCUAUGUUUACUGGUGCUGCAACGAGGAUGGAUGCUGGCUUGAUGGGUGUGGGAUUGGUUGGCGGUUUGAUGGUUGCGAUGAUGGGUUAA